GAAGCUCUUAUUAAAAAGGCGGGAAUCCGUGAUCAUGUCAUGCAACAUGCCAUUGAUGUCAUCGUGUUACGCUUUGUGACCCAAAGACGAGCAAAAUAAAUAUUUUAUUCGAAAUUGCAACGCGAAAGUAAUUUUCACGAGUUUAAUCGUUUAUCAUUAACGAAGAAGUCUUCGACAGAGUGCAUACUUGAUACGUUCGUCACUGAUGUCCAUUCCAGGUUAUUUCGUUCUCAACAUCCGUUAGUUUUUGAUCAUUGAAAUGUUUCUAUUGCUUUUCGAGAAAUUUUGAGGAAAUCGAAGAAGGGAAAAUCGAUGUACUACGUUCUUAAGGGAUCGAGAGAUUGCAAAUAAAGUAGAAAAAGGAUAUUAAUGUCAAAGUAUGAAAGAUAUCAAGCAAUAUUUUGCCAAUGGCAAGAAUAUCAUUGAUAAGGAGAUUGAUACUGAUCUAAGCAAUGUAAAAGAGGAGGAUCAAGAACAAGAAGAUAUCGCGACAAAUAAACACAAACGUAUGAGGAUCCGGAUAUCCAGCAAUGGUUCUUCAAGCAGAAUAUACGACAUCGAGAAUAAGAACGAUCUAAUCGACAAAACGCCCAGUCCAUUCAAUGGUGAGAUAAAUAAUGGUGAAAGAACUUUGCAAGAUGGAACGCCAAAAUCAGGUUUAACCGAAUCAAGCAUAAAACGUCAUCUUAAGAAGCGUUCAAAAUCCACUGUGGAAAUAAACCGAAAUCAGUCUGAAGAAACAAGGAAUAUCUCGCAAGAACAAAAAUUAAAUAAUCAGAUUGUUAUGAAUUUAAACGGUUCUCUUAAUGACAAUAUUAAUUCUAAAGAUGAAACUGAAUCAAAUAUAGAAUUUCAUGAUGAAAUUGAUUCUCAACGGAAAGAAUCAAAUGCUUUUCAGGUUCUGAUGAGUCGCAGUAAACCAAUACAAUAUAAAUCACCACCACAGCAACCCAUAGAAGACAGUGAGAAUAAAGAGAAAUCAAAAGAAUUCAGAUCUAAGUGCAAAGAGAAGCUCAUAGCUUUGGCUGAUAAAAAAGGAUAUUCAAGAAAAAAAAUAGCUGAAAUGGAAGAGGGUGAGAAAAUAGAAAAGAAUAUUGAAAAUCGUAUAAGGUUCUUUAAGGGCGAGAAUAAAAGCAACAUACUUGAAAAGGAUAACAGCUUUGAAUUAUCCAUAAAAACUAACAAACAAUCUGGAAACUUGCUAAAUUAUUUUAGCAAGUCACCCUUGGGAUUGACAAAUAAGGAUGAAAAAUGUGUGUCUACUUUUACUGUAAAAGCAGAUGUACAUAGGACUGAUAACUCUGAUAUUGAACCUAUGAGGAAGCUGAAAUCAAAUGAGAAAUAUUUUAAUAAGAAAUGUCUGAAGUCAGAGUUAGAUCUUUCUACAAUGGAUGAUAUUCAUGUCAUAGAGUCUGAAAAUUUAUUUUCUCUACAGCCAAUCAAACAAGAUAAGCAGAAACGAGAAAAACAUAUAUAUAUAUAUAUAUAUGAUUAUCUAGCUUUAAUAACAUUUGUAAAAUUAACAUUUAUAAUUUUACUUGCAGAUACCGAUGACGAAUUGUUUUCACCAAGAAGCAAAUCAAAGUUUAGUGCUUCGAGUAAAUCUGGAAAGUCCGUAAAUAUAGAUAAUGAUGAAGUCUAUAUGAAGAAUCAACAUCUUAAAAUGAAAGAGCGAAAUAAGGAAAGAAAAGAAUUAAUUGUAAAAGAUAGCAACAUUUCAAACAUUAUUAAAGAUGCUCGUAAUGGAAAUACUGAUUUUAAAAAAUCAAACAGAAUUAAUAAGAAAGAACAGAAGAUUAAUGAAAUGAGUGAAACAGUUAUAAUAAUUGAUGAUUCCGAAUGCAAUAUCAGCAAUGAGAAUAUUCUGAAAAGAAAACCGAAUGAAAAACUGGCACCUUUAUUCAUUAAACGACAUAAAAUGGAUCCAGCAGUCACAGCAGCAAAACGUUUAUUCCUACAAUCGGAUAUAAUCGAUGUAGAAAACACAAAAAAUACAGACCAUAAAGUAAAUAAUGGCAUACCUGUAUUACCAUUUCCUGCUAUCAGUCAUAUUACACAAUUAGAAGAUGAAUCAGACUCGAUCAGAUCUGAAAUAGAACACAAAUUUUCAAUGAAAAUCGAGAAACAAUAUUUGCCUUCGAUAGAGAUUAGUAAUUAUAAAUAUAUUACUAAUUGUAGGGAAGCAUCAAAAAUGAUUAAAACGAUUAAAGAAUCCAUGAAAGAAAAUGUGGAGCAAGUGUUAUCAGAAAUCGAGAAGCUUUAUCCAGAUGUUCGAAAAAUGUGGGAGACUAUAUCAACAAUUAAGGGGGAUUUGAAAAAGAAAUCGCCAUCUCCAGAAGGUAGAAAAACGCGAGCGCAUGAACGAAAGAGAAUGUUAAUAGAGAAUGUUGAGUCCGAGGAAAAGCAAUCGCACAAUUGCGCAUGGAUGUACAAAUAUAAACCGAUGAGCGCGCAAGAAAUAGUUGGAAAUGAAGAAGGUGCGAAUAAGCUAAAAGAUUGGUUGAGUGGCUGGAGAACAUCUUUAACAAAGGAGAACGAUGACAGUAGUGGUGAUGAGUUUUAUUCCUCAGAUUGCAGUUCCUCGUUCAACAUUGAAAAUAAUCAAAUUGCUGUCUUAUUAGGGCCACAUGGUAGUGGAAAAAGCGCAAGCGUAUAUGCGAUAGCAGAGGAACUUGGCUACAGCGUAAUUGAAGUGAAUGCAUCUUCCAAACGGACUGGAAAGAGAAUCUUAAAAGAAUUAGAGGAAGCCACAAAGUCGCAUAGAAUUAAAAAAAGUAAACAUAAAUCUCUAUUCGAACGAAUUACAAAUGAAGAUGAAACCUCAAAGAUAUCGCAAAAUUCGUUAAUUUUUUUGGAAGAUAUUGAUCUUGUUUUUGAAGAGGAUGAAGGAUUUGUUUCUGCCGCGUAUCAAUUAGCAUCGAACACCAAACGACCAAUUGUUAUGACAUGUAGGAAUACGUGUCCUCAUUUGAACAAAAUGGCACCACAACAAAACAAAGUUUACUUUCAUAAAGUGAGUGGUAACAGAGUGUCUACCUUACUGGAAUUAAUUGCGCUUGCAGAGACAGGUUACAGAAUUCCGCCUAAUUGUUUAAGGAAAUUACUGCAAGAAGGCGACUUAAGACAGGCAUUGCUCCAGUUGCAAUAUUUACUAUUGUCAGGUCUACCGAUAUUAUCACAACAAUCAAUGAUUGUAAAGUCGUUACUUUGGCAGGACGUGCAACGCUAUUUAUACAAACCUGCGAUUAAGCUAAACAAGAGACACAAGACAAAGAAAACUACAAAUACAAAAAACUCUAAUGAUACAUACAUAUUGAACAAUUUAGCGGAAGAUUUGGACAGUUUAUCUCUAAUGUCGUCUUUAAUUGAUGUCGAAGAUAUGACAUUAGACAUGUCAGAGGAGAAAACGCAACCUAAUUUAUCCUUAGCUGAAAAUCUGUCUUUCUAUUCCGCCUUACACGAUUUGAAUGCGGAUAUAGCGGAUUUUAUAAACAGCCAAAUACUGUAUAAAAACUUUGAUGCAAACAAGCAUGUGCAAAAUCAAAGUAACAUUAUUCUGAGGAAGCAAUUAAAACAAGGAGUGGAUUUAGCGCUAUCGCAUGUCACAUCCACGUGUUUAGAUCGACGAAUCAUGGCGUUAGAUUAUCUUCCGACUGCGCGAACGAUAUGCCGCGCAGAAGAAUCUCGCUCGAGUACAAAUUACAAAAGAGGCAAUCGAUUUUUCCAUUAUCUGCACAGUCUAAAAGUGCCGAGCGCAUCAAUGAAACCAAAUAUCUUAGCCGCAGCAUGUAGAAUGUUACAAGAGGGAGGGAAUAAAACUGCAUCGAUACAAAAAAACAUCACUGUUGACUAAUACUCAAGAGAAACCUAUAUAUAUUUUUAUACACAACGGUUUUACUGAAUUUUAACAUUGCUAUAAAUUGCAAUCAAUUUAUCGAUAUUUUAGAGUUUUGAUA
Molecule: messenger RNA, 3956 nt
Organism: Acromyrmex echinatior (Panamanian leafcutter ant)
Lineage: Eukaryota; Metazoa; Arthropoda; Insecta; Hymenoptera; Formicidae
Gene: elg1
Product: enhanced level of genomic instability 1
Cellular component (GO): nucleus
Molecular function (GO): DNA binding; ATP binding; ATP hydrolysis activity
Source: RefSeq, a predicted model, not a curated record